AUGACCUUUCUACGCGACUGGGGCAAGAUCUCGGAGUCGGUGGACAGUCAAGACCGCGCGUCCAUGAUGUGGGAGCUCGAUCCCAGCGAGGACAAGGGCGCAUGCCCCGGCAAAGCCAUGAUGCAGUACUUGACCAACGUGGCAUGGCAGUUCGGCCCGAUCCUCCGCUCCGAGGAGAGCAGCUGGAUUUUAUUAUACGGUCAUAUGGUGAAAGGUGUGAAAGAGCGCACACCGACCUACAGCCCCUCCUCGAGAAAACGUGACUGGCGAACACGGUCGACUACGGAACUUAUGCUCUGGAGCCACGACAGUCCAGGUGAGACGAUCACAUCAUCCCCGCCACGCCCAAGCGUGCUCCCAACACCACCCCGAACGCAUCCCAUCCAGCUUGCCGCCACACCUAUCCCCCAGUGUACGGACUCUAACACCGAGGACGGCAUUAUUACAAGCGCCACCGCCUAUGCCGAGAAGCUUCCCUUAAGUCCUCGAGUAAUCAGCAGUAGCACACGGAUUGCUGCCACUGUCCUGAAAGAGCAGGCAGAGUGGGGAGAACGCGAGCUUGUGAAUGGAUCCCGGGAUAACGCGCAGAGGGCCAUUCGAUUCAUCCAAUGUGAACACACGAGGCUGGAGUCCUACCUGGCACUGAAGUACACGAACACCCAGCUGCGAAAACACGUCGCCGCAAUCGAUGCAUACGCCGACUAUGUCGGCCAGCUUCUCCGUGCAGUCCGGAACAGGGUGCGGACGGCCGUCCGCGACAAGCAAAUAUUACCAAAGAUUGCAAAGGCCGGGCCCCCACAUGUUGACUUCCUGGCUAGGGGCAUUUCGGCCCGCCUGCGAAAAGAAGCGGUGGCAAUCGCGAAGUGGGCUGUCGACACGAGCGUUGAGAAGGGCGCCAGGCCCAAACCUGAUAUUUCAAAGUAUUUAAGCGAUCACUCUCCUGUGCAACCAGCUUCUGCCAGCAAUGGUAUUUCCUUCGACCGACACGCCGCAACAACAAUCAGCGCAACCUGCCAACAAAACACGCUACAGAUGAGACCGCCUAUUAAGUUGUGCGAGGAGGACGACGACAAAAACAACAAGGAAGACGAGGAAGACGAGGAAGACGAGGAAGACGAGGAAGACGAGGAAGACGAGGAAGACGUACCUAAUAUCACACACAAGUAG
Colletotrichum aenigma is the source of this 1167-nucleotide messenger RNA. RefSeq lists its product as uncharacterized. The transcript has 4 exons. The record is from RefSeq and is a predicted model, not a curated record. NCBI's taxonomy places the organism in Eukaryota, Fungi, Ascomycota, Sordariomycetes, Glomerellales, Glomerellaceae. Bases 1 to 1167 code for a protein of 388 amino acids.